AUGCAAGCCCCGCCCCCAUACCAGCCUUCCCCCGCCCUCGCCACCUCCGCCCCCCUCGUCCCAGCCGAUAACGACCCCCACGGCUUCAUCAACAACGGCCCAGGCCUCAGUGCCCGCACCACCCUCUCCCAGAGCGCCAAGGUCAACGUCUGGCUCGACGUCAAAGACAGCCUGCCCCAGUUGCCCGUCACCUUUGCGCCGGGGGUCAAAGAGUAUGCUGUAGAGCCCGAGGGGGAGGGGGAUGUGCCUGGGAUGGAUGUUUUGGUGUUUGCUGUUGGGAGUGCUGAUGAUGUGCGACGUUUGACUGCGCUCGCAAAGCAGCUCGUCGUUGCACAUGGCCAUCGAGUCAGGAUUGCCACCCAGGAUGAGCAUGAGCAUUUUGUCGUACAAGCUAAAGCAUCGUUGGCUGGUAAAACUGGCAAGGACGGUGAGAGACUGGACGACAAGAUCGAGUUUUAUGCUGUUGCAUCAUCCAACUCGAAUCUCCAGACCUGGAUCCAAAACCCUUCUACUCUCGAGCAAACCCUCCGCUCGCUCUUCCAAGCCACCUUCAGCCCUUCCCCCACCACCGCCCGACCUUUCGCCGCAGACGUGAUCGUCGCCCAGCCAGAUGUGCCCGGUGCCGUCUCUAUCGCCGAGCUGCUUGGUCUGCCGCUUCAUCUUGUAUCUGCGGCACCCUACUCGCCCACCGUCACUCUCCCUCACCCGGGUACCCAGAUCCAACGAUCCAACACCCCAUCAUCCGUGACAAACUACCUCUCUUUCCCUCUCUACGACGCCCAAAUCUGGCGCUCCCUCGGCCCAACGCUCAACACCUUCCGAAUCUCCUCCCUCGGCCUCCCAGCCCUCCAGCGCGCCGACGCCCCGGGCCUACUCGAUCGUCUCAAAGUGCCUUUUAGUUAUACUUGGAGCCCGGUUCUGAUGGGAAAACCGGGUGAUUGGAAAGAGCAUCUUGAUGUGACUGGGUUUGUGCUCGACAAGCCGGAGGAGGGGUAUCGCCCAAGGGACGAGUUGUUGUAUUUCGUCAAGGGCGGAAGGGCGCCCAUCUAUGUCAAGCUGGAUUCUAUCGCUGAGGACGAGGCGGGCGAGAUAGCCGCACUUCUUAUCAGCGCAGCCCUCAAAUCCAACAAACGACUCAUAAUAGAUAUCAAAAACUACUACAACAAGAACGGCGAGAAUCCAGACAUCUACAUAGUCUCCCGCAAUCCGUUUGAAUGGUUAUUGGAACAAGGUAUCCUCGGUGCGGUCUGUCAUGAAGGUGGGGAGGGGGUUGGUAGUAGGGCGGUCGUUGCUGGUCUGCCGAGCAUCAUCAUUGCGAACGAUGCUUCUUCCAGGCAAGUUUUACCUUUCCACUCUUUUGCUUGCAAAAAACCUAACCAUCACAGCAGCUUUUACACAGCCCAGAUGCGCCAGCUCAACAUCUCCACCUCCCCCAUCCCCCUCCCUGCGCUCAGCCUCGAAGGCCUCAUGGACGCCUUCACCGAAGCCGAGGCUCUGUCCGCGGGGGCGAGAGAGUUGGGGUACAUUCUCAGUCGGGAGGAUGGGUUGCUGGGGGCUGUGGCGAGCUUGCAUAGGCAUUUGCCUUUGGCCAACAUGCGGUGCGAUAUCAUCCCCGCAAGAGUCGCUGUAUGGCACCACCCCGCGCUGGACUUGCAUCUCUCUGCUGUAGCAGCGGGGGUGUUGGUCGAAGCUGGGAAGAUCAGCUUCAAGGACCUAUCUCCUAACCGAGCUAAAGAAUACCCCACGACCCAAUCCGACCCGAACCCCCUGACAGCCGGCGCCGGCUCCUUCCUCUCCUCCCUAACCGACUCCGCCCUCUCCGUCCUCCCCUUCUUCCACCCCUCCUCCUCAUCUUCUUCUUCUUCCAACCCUGCUGUCAUCGACCUCCCCUCCCUCCAACCCCUCCUCAUCUCGCAGACCCAGACCCCCGCUGGCACCUGGUCCUGGGAGUACCAACAGGCGUCCCGCACGCGCCGGCCUAUCACGGGGUGGAAGAGCGGGCUGAGGGAGGCGAGGGAUGAAGCGUGGACGGGGAUGAAGGAUGGGGCGAAGGGGUUUGUGAAGGCGCCGGUGGAUGGGCUGGUGAAUCGUGGACCUAUUGGUGGGGUGUUUGGUCUCGUUGCAGGGACGGUGGGAGCAGUAACCCGUCCCCUCGGCGGCGCCAUCACAGCCGUAACCUACACCGCCCAAGGCGCUCUCCGCGAAUUCGACGCCUCCGCCAAACAAGCCAAACUCGCCGCCUCAUCCCCUGCCGAAUCCCUCCGUCCUCCCCGUCGAGAGAUCAGCAAACUCCAAGCUGCUUCCCUCUCUUCCGAGGACAAGCGACGGGUGCUGGAAGAGUUCAAGAGGGCGAAAGGGGAGGAAGGGGUGAGGGAGAGGAAGGGGAGGAGUGAGGCGGUUGCGGGUGGGGUGCAGGUGGAGAGGAGGAGGGGUGGGGUGGUAAUAGGGCCUUUGGGGCUGAGCGCGAGCAUGUCGAAUCUUGAUAUCGGGGGCGGGGGCGGAGAAGGCAAAAAGUGGUGGAAAGGGAAAGGAAAGGGGAAGGAGAGGGUGGAUGGGCUUUCGCCUCAGAUCAGUUCUGGCUCUGGGUCGGUUCUUUCGCCCUCGUCUUCGGCUGUUUCCCCUUUGCCUGAAAAGAAUUGA
Cryptococcus amylolentus CBS 6039 is the source of this 2640-nucleotide messenger RNA. RefSeq lists its product as hypothetical. NCBI's taxonomy places the organism in Eukaryota, Fungi, Basidiomycota, Tremellomycetes, Tremellales, Cryptococcaceae. The transcript has 13 exons. The record is from RefSeq and is a predicted model, not a curated record. The coding region runs from base 1 to 2640 and encodes 879 amino acids.